GGGAACUCCAGCAGCUCCGCUCCGUAUAUUUCCACUGACCCUCCGUUUUAGGGAUUCAUUCAUCCCAGUCAGAGCUGCCGCUCGGUCUGUCCGGACAGGAUCUGUCCAUUCAUCUACCCGUCUGUCUACCCAGCUGUGCACAUCUCUCCUUCCAUCCAGCGGUGCGGGCGUCCGCACAUCUACAUCUGGGAAGGUCAGACACAUCAUUUUCCAUCGGCGGACCUGCCAACUUUUUCUUAAAAAGAAAAAUCAUCCCCUCCUGAUCAACGUUUUAUCAUCGGACAUUAUUACUGCAUUAAUCGGAUCCUGACGCUGCUGGAUGGAUGGCUGACCUCGGAGCUCACUGAUUGGCUCACUGAGCUUCGUUGGUCGCAGCUGCUGUUAUGGCCAAAAGCCCGGAGGUAAAGCUGGCCGUCUUCGGCAGAGCGGGGGUGGGCAAGUCAGCUUUGGUGGUGAGACUUCUGACCAGACGAUUCAUCUGGGAGUACGACCCAACACUUGAAUCCACAUAUCGGCACCAAGCCAACAUUGAUGAUGAGGUUGUUACCAUGGAGAUUCUGGACACUGCAGGACAGGAGGACAUACAGCAGAAGGAGGGUCACAUGCGUUGGGGUGACGGAUUCGUUAUCGUGUAUGACAUCACAGACCGGGGAAGCUUCGAGGAGGUGGCCCCGCUCCGGAGUCUCCUAGAGGAGGUGAAGAAGCCGAAGAAUGUCCCUCUGGUCCUGGUGGGCAACAAGUCGGACCUGGACCACGUCAGGCAGGUUGGCACAGAGGAAGGCGAGCGGCUAGCAGCUGAAAUGGCAUGCGCCUUCUACGAGUGCUCCGCGUGUGCCGACGAGGGUGGCGCGGUCGCAGAGGCUUUUCACGAGCUCUGCCGCGAGGUGAGGCGCCGCAAGGCCGUACAGGGCAAGGCCAGACGCCGCAGCUCCACCACUCACGUCAAACAGGCCAUCAACAAGAUGCUGACCAAGAUCAGCAGCUAGGGAAGAGCCACACCACUGUCUGAUGACACAGGAACAAAAGAUUUUAUGUAAAUGUUUCAAACAAUUUUUAGCUCCAAAAUGGACAAAAACGGACUGAUUUGAUGUGAAAUGUGUUCUUUACUUAUUAUGUGAUCAUUUUCCAAAAAAAGAUCCCAAGUGCAAUGUCAUUCUUCAUUCUGGAAAAAGUAAAUGAUGUUGUCACUGGGAGCCUUAACAGAUUAUUCCUCAUCCAAACAUUUGAGCUCAUUUGGAUCAAAGUAAUCCUGGAUACUGGUGAGAUGGGAAGGGUUACCCGAUGAAUCAUUAAUAAGGUGAGGUUCGCAACUUUUUUCCUCUCAUCCUCUCAUUUAAUUCUCUUUAAAUCAAUAAAUAAGCCAGAGGGCAGUCUGAAAAUUAUGCAUGCGAGCUGUCUCAUUUAGCAUGCGAAGAAUCCAAGCAUUUUCUUAUGAGGAGAUCCGUAGCUCCUCUCUGUAUCUUGUCUGUAGGGGGGAUAUUGUGAUGUGCUUCAUCCCACGUGUCUUACUGUUCUGUCAGCAAAGAAAAAUAAGAUCAGAGAACUACUAUUAGAUGAAAUUAGAGCCACUGUCCUAAACCCGUGUCAACCCUAGAAAAAUCCCCAGAGCUGUCAAUGCCUGUCCUUCAAACAAGCCUAGCAACAAAGUUCACAAUGUUCUGUUGACAUUAAGUGCGCUGCGCCGGACUGUGGCUCCCUGUGUUUGUCCAUGACAUGAGAACUCAAGAUCCUUUCCUCAAGGAACGGAAGCACAGGUUCAGAACAUGUCAAGGCUAAUGAGUGAACAUUUUAGCUGUUUUCUCCAAAUCUACGAUGAGAAGCAGUCUGCCGUCCAUCCUAACCUGCCACAUUCCAGGGAUGCUCUUCAUGGCUGUAAUGUUAAUACUGUAAACUACAGUAUGUUUGAUAUAGUAUAUUGCCUUACGCACUGCUGUGUCUUAGGUGUGUACAGAACCCAAAGGCAUCUACAGUAGGUGAUACUGUAAUUAUUGAAAUGUAAUAUCUCUGUUUCUUUCUCAUGUAUGUAACCAAUCUCUGAUCAAAACAACCAGCUGUGCACAUGUAAUUAAAAACUGAGAUUUAU
Toxotes jaculatrix (banded archerfish) is the source of this 2083-nucleotide messenger RNA. It is a transcript of the gene rerg, whose product is annotated as RAS-like, estrogen-regulated, growth inhibitor. NCBI's taxonomy places the organism in Eukaryota, Metazoa, Chordata, Actinopteri, Toxotidae. Gene Ontology annotation, molecular function: GTP binding; GTPase activity. Bases 384 to 986 code for a protein of 200 amino acids. The transcript has 5 exons. The record is from RefSeq and is a predicted model, not a curated record.